Protopterus annectens (West African lungfish) is the source of this 881-nucleotide messenger RNA. It is a transcript of the gene PSMB4, whose product is annotated as proteasome 20S subunit beta 4. Bases 1 to 516 code for a protein of 171 amino acids. The record is from RefSeq and is a predicted model, not a curated record. Gene Ontology annotation, cellular component: proteasome core complex. Lineage: Eukaryota; Metazoa; Chordata; Ceratodontiformes; Protopteridae. The transcript is spliced from 6 exons.
AUGAAUGUAGCGAGUAGAAGCCAGACUCAAGCUAAAACUGUGACAAGAAAAACAAUCCGUAAGUACAGAAUUGAUGAGGAACUUCUGGGAGAUGGUCAUCACUACAGCCCAAAAGCUAUGCAUUCCUGGCUCACACGAGUCAUGUACAAUCGGAGAACCAGAAUGAACCCACUUUGGAAUACUGUAGUGCUUGGAGGUUUUUAUAAUGGGGAGAGUUUCCUAGGGUACGUUGACAAGCUGGGUGUUGCAUAUGAGUCUCCAUCAAUAGCCACUGGCUUUGGUGCCUAUUUAGCACAGCCAUUGAUGAGAGAAGUGAUGGAAACCAAGCCUGACCUUUCCAGAGAUGAAGCCCGUCAAUUGAUUGAGCGUUGUCUGAAAGUCUUGUACUACAGAGAUGCACGUUCUUAUAACAAAUUCGAGAUUGCCACAGUAACCGAAGGAGGCGUUGAAAUAGAAGGACCAUUUUCCUCGGAAACAAACUGGGACAUUGCACAUAUGGUCAGUGGAUUUGAAUGAAACUACUUGGAGAAAAACUUUCAGCAUCUGGACAAGCCUUUUUCAGUGAUUUCUACAGCUACCUGAAGACUUUUGCUCUUCAAAGUCUGUGUUCUGUUUUGAUAAAUGUACAGUAAACUUUUUUCUUUUUUAUGGGGAGCUACAGUAAAAUACAGAACAGAGUAGCAGUUGUAAAGGAGCUGUAGCUCAUUUAGGACACCAGCCUUGUUUCAGCACGACUGUUUGGUUGUGUGCCUUGUAAUAGGGAAAUAGUUCCAUUUUUACUGAAAACAGAUAUCAGACAUUUGUUUAUUUAAUGACUUCUUGCAUCACAAUAGGAAACAUGGUUAAAAAAAUAAAAAUUUGAUUACCUUGUGAAACAUUAA